Molecule: messenger RNA, 1694 nt
Organism: Benincasa hispida (wax gourd)
Lineage: Eukaryota; Viridiplantae; Streptophyta; Magnoliopsida; Cucurbitales; Cucurbitaceae
Source: RefSeq, a predicted model, not a curated record
CAAAGUAACCCUGAAACCUUAAAUGAAAAGCAAACACUGUCAUCAACAUUCUUCAUCUCUCUCUCUUCUUUUUAUUGGGACCCUCUUUUCUUCUUCUCUUCCUUCAAAUCUCAAAUCACACUCCCACUUUCAUCUCCCUCCAUUCCAUUAUUAAAUCCCCUCUUCUUCCCCUUCUUAUUCUUCACUUCAAUUUUCCCUUCCCUUUCUUCUUCUUCUUCUCCCUCCAUGGCUUCUGAUUCCAACUUCUGGCUUCCCCCUCACUUUCUUUCCGACCACGACAACCUCCCCGGCAUACCCACCUCCGCCACCGCCGCCUUCCCUACCGACUUCCCCUAUGACUUCAACUCCUCCUCUGUUCAUUCCCCUGUCGAUUCUGUUCUCGGCGACGACGACAACGACGAGGAAGACUUUCUCGCUGCGUUGACGCAGCGGCUUACUCAGUCCACGCUUCGUGAUUCUCAAAAGCUUCCUUCUGUUCACAAAUCCCAAGCGAAGAUGGCUAUGGCUGGAUCUCCUCAGUCUACUCUUAGUGGGGUUGGAAGUUGGUCGGCUUGGAGUACGGUGUCGAGUGAUGGAAGCCCAAACGGGCCGUCUCAAGCGCCGUCUCCUCCGACUACCCCUUUCGGUGGUGAUAACAACACUUGGGAUCUUAUCUAUGCUGCUGCAGGGCAAGUUGCGAGGCUUAGAAUGAAUACUCAUAGAGAUAGGAUUAUUGGUCCAUCUCAAAGUUCUUGUAAUCUUGUUUCUUCCAUGAAAAACUCUGGAUUUUACUCCCACUCUUCACAGUUUGGAACAGAGCCUCCGAUUUUCAAACCGGAGAACUGUUUUACCUGGGGGAGACAAGUGAAGGUUGAGAAUCAGCAGAUCCAUUGUCGAGGACAAGAUUUUCACUAUGAAAACGAGAGAUUUGUUCGUCCUGUGGAUUUUCCUCAAUCCGCUUGGCCUUCUCUCCAACCCCAUCACCGGAGAUACCCUUCUCAGCCGAGUACUCCCACCGUACCCCCCGCCUACCACGGCGUCGGAUCUGCCCCGAAAAAGGAGUGCGCCGGUACCGGCGUCUUCUUACCUCGGCGAUACGACAAUAACCCACCACAAUCUCGCAAAAGAGCAGAUUGUGCCUCGAUUGCUCUGCUUCCAGCGAAGAACAUUCAGGACAUGAACCGAUCUGUUCCCCAAAUUACAUCGAAUCGCCGCCUUCUGCCGAGCUGCGAAGCUUUAAUGGCUCAAAGAAACGCCAUUUUCGCACAACAGAGGCUGAGUUAUCCCCGGCCGGCGGACAGAGGGAAAAGCCACGAAUUUCUUCUUCCUCAGGAGUGGACAUACUAAAACAACACUACUGAAAGCUGAAAAAAAGUGCUUUUUUAUAAUUUUAUUGAUUGAAGUGUUAUUUUAGAUUAGAUAACAAUAAAGAAAUGAAUUAAGGGCUGUAACUUAAGAAAUGAAAAGGGAUUUGUUUGCAGGUUUUUAGGUUUUUAUAGAUGAAGAACAGAGUAAAAAAUGUAGUGUUCAUUCAUCAGAAAGAGAGUGGAAAAAAAGAAAAAGAGAGAAAUUUCUAGGAAAGUGGGGUUUUAGGGAAAGAGGGAAAAGAGAGAUAUUGUAAUAAAUUUUGUGGGUUUCUUAAUAGAAAUACAUAGCUAUAUAGUAUAUCUAUAAACCCUUCUAAUAUAAAUAAAUUAUUUGUUGAUUUAUGAGUA